Messenger RNA from Vitis vinifera (wine grape), 3111 nucleotides. Its product is annotated as aldehyde dehydrogenase family 3 member F1. Gene Ontology annotation, biological process: aldehyde metabolic process. The transcript is spliced from 10 exons. Gene Ontology annotation, cellular component: cytoplasm. The record is from RefSeq and is a predicted model, not a curated record. Lineage: Eukaryota; Viridiplantae; Streptophyta; Magnoliopsida; Vitales; Vitaceae. Bases 349 to 1836 code for a protein of 495 amino acids. Gene Ontology annotation, molecular function: aldehyde dehydrogenase (NAD+) activity.
AAAUUGAGCACUCUGAUAUUUCGCCUUGAUCUGUUUGAUGGUUAGAAAGGUGAAAACGAUCAGGCAAAUGAACAUAUUGUCACCGAAUGAAUUGUUGGAGCAAGUUGUGACGAUAUGUAACCUUAGGACAGGUCAGUUCAGUUACACUUCACACCCACCCUCACAGGGCUCGUUACAAAAGCAGGUUCGUCACCACACCCACCAUUAAUUAAUGGGCAGAGGGCGUUGGAUGGACGUCAAAGUUUUCAAAUUGGAAGGGAGGAAGAUGUUGGGUGGUGGCAUUUAAUGCCCUUAUCCAACAGAUGAGACACGGCCAACCUAAUUCCCAAGCCUAGUAUUCAUAUAUUUAUGAAGAUGACGGGAAGCGGUGUGAAUGGAAUGAUCGGCAUGGAAGGGGGUAGGGUGGAGGAGAGCAUAGGGGAGCUGAGACGAACCUUCAGAAGCGGAGAAACCCGAAGCGCUGCUUGGAGAAAAGCCCAGCUUAAAGCACUUCUCCAGCUGCUCCGCGACAAUGAAAAUAAGAUCUUCGAAGCGCUUAAACAAGAUCUUGGAAAGCAUCCUGUGGAAUCUUACAGAGAUGAGCUUGGGGUUGUGGAAAAAUCUGUCAAGUAUUCUUUGAGCCAUGUGGAUGAAUGGAUGGCCCCCAAAAAGAGCUCAUUGCCCUUGAUUUUCUUCCCAGGAAAAGGACAAGUGCUGCCCGAACCACUUGGCCUGGUUCUCAUAUUCUCGUCUUGGAACUUCCCCAUCUCACUGGCAUUGGACCCUGUGAUAGGAGCAAUAUCUGCAGGGAACUCAGUGGUUUUAAAACCUUCUGAGCAAGCCCCAGCAUGCUCUUCCUUCCUAGCAAAUACCAUCCCUCUUUACCUGGACAGCAAAGCCAUUAAAGUCAUUGAAGGCGGAGCAGCAAUCAGCCAACAAUUACUGCAGCAAAAAUGGGACAAGAUUUUCUUUACUGGGAGUCCAUCAGUGGCACGCAUUGUCAUGUCAGCUGCUGUGAAGCAUUUAACGCCUGUUACUAUAGAGCUGGGUGGGAAAUGCCCUACCAUCUUUGAUAACCUUUCCAGCCCUUCAGAUACAGAGGUCGCUGUUAAGAGGGUAGUUGGAGGAAAAUGGGGGCCGUGCAAUGGGCAAGCCUGCAUAGGGGUCGAUUAUGUGCUUGUGGAAGAAAAGUUUGCCUCUCAUCUGAUUGAAAUGCUGAAGAAGACCAUCAAGAAAUUCUAUGGUGAAAACCCCAAAGAAUUGAAGGACAUCUCCAAAAUUGUCAAUAAGCACCAUUUUCAGAGAUUGCACAAUCUUCUUAAAGAACCUCUUGUGGCGGCUUCCAUAGUUCAUGGUGGCUUAAUAGAUGAAGAGAAAUUAUUCAUCGAGCCUACAAUCUUGUUAGAUCCUCCGCUUGAUGCCGAGAUCAUGACAGAAGAAAUCUUUGGCCCACUGCUUCCAAUAAUCACACUGAAAAACAUAGAAGAAAGCAUUGAAUUCAUAAACUCAAGGCCCAAACCCCUAGCCCUCUAUGCCUUCACCAAUGAUGAAGCAUUCAAGAGACGGAUUCUAUCAGAAACAUCUUCAGGAAGUGUGACUUUUAAUGAUAUCAUUAUUCAGUUUGUUUGCGACACAUUGCCCUUUGGAGGUGUGGGACAGAGCGGGUUUGGGAGGUAUCAUGGGAAAUACUCAUUUGACACGUUCAGCCAUGAAAAGGCAGUUCUGCGGAGAAGUUUUUUCCUUGAACUUGAGCCCAGGUUUCCUCCAUGGAAUGAUUUCAAGCUAAAAUUCAUCAGAUUGGUUUACAGCUUUGACUACCUUGGACUAAUACUACUCUUGCUGGGGCUAAAGAGAUAGGAGUGAGAUGGAGAAAGCUUUAGCCCCAAAUAUCAAAUACCAGUGCCUUCCAGUUGUAUUCCUGUAUUCACUGUCUACUUUUAUACCCCAAAUCAUGGCAUUGCUUAUAAGUAUUAACUAUGUUACAAAUUUGAAAAAUGUUCUCUAUGGCCUUUGGGGCCCAAUUAGAAAUUGCAAUAAAUUAUGGUGUCUUUCCUGAUUGUUUAAAUUUAGAAAUUAUCUUUUUUUUUCAUGUUUCUAGAAAUUAUGCAUCUAUUUAGGUAUUGAAGAAUGAUCUAUUGUCUAGAACAAAAAGUACGAUAGAUUAUUUUCUAUUUUUUAUUUUUAAAAACUAAAACAAGGUGUUUCAAAAAAAUAUGUUUUAUUUGUUUUUUUGAGAUUUUUUUCUAAAAAUCAUUAUAUAAAUACUUAAAAUGAUUAAAAAUAAAAAUAUUAAAAACAGAUUAAAAAUAUUUUAAGUUUUUAAAUAAACUUUUAUUUUACAAAUAUCAAAUAACAAUUUUUAUACUUUCAAUUGUUUUAUUUUAGCCCUAUUUUGGUUACUUGACGUGUAUUUAAAGUAAAAAAUAAAAAAGGAGAAAUUUUACAAAUUGUACAGCCAGAACUGUAGUGAACAUUACGCGUGAUUUAUUAUUUGACGGCAUUUGUGUACUUCACAAUUGAAUUGGGCCUACGGUGGAUGGAAACGCCCCUCCCUCAUCAUCCUCAACUUCUUCGUCGCCGCCCUGGAGUCCACAUUUCCACGCUACCAAAUCCACAAUUCCAGAAUAUCCGAAACGAUGUCGUAUUGUCCAUGAGAGAUCUGCCCCUCUCGCUAAUCUCUGCCCGGAGAUUCUUCGCUCAUCGUUUUCGAGAUCCGAAAGCCUCGUGUAUCAGAAUCCCAGACCUAAUGGCGGACGAGUUAUCCAAGAACCAACCACUGGAAUCCAUGGAGAAUAGCAACAAGAAAGGGGAGCAACAACCGGAGAAAUCGCCGCCGCCGCCUCUGCCGGAGAAGCCGUUGCCGGGUGAUUGUUGCGGCAGCGGAUGCGUCCGGUGCGUGUGGGACGUGUAUUACGAGGAGCUAGAAGCUUACGACGAAUAUUACAGGAAUGAAUCCAAGCCCAAAUCUUAACCCUCUUAAUACUGCUUUCUUCAACAAACUCCAAUUACAGAUGCGUAUUUCUUCAUCAGAAAUUCUUUUGAUGUAUAAGGAAUCGUUCAAUUGAUUAUCUUAGGAUUUAUGUCAAUCAGAUUUGUUGGGAAAUGUCGUUGGGAAUCUAUUCUUGUUCAAUA